AUUUCUUUCAGAUGAUAGAGCACCUUCUUUAAAGGUUCAUCUGGAACAAUGAAGACUCUUAGACCCAUAUGUUUUCUUGUUUUCUUCAGCUACGUUCAAUGUCAAACUCUUCAGAGAAGUUUACUAGCUGCAGCCUUGCGCCACAUUAAUAGCCCAAAUUAUCUGCAGGAGAACUUAAGAGACAUCGCCAGGAUUAUGGUUGCUCAGUUUCUUCAGAAAUUAACUUAUGAAGAAGUACAAACCAUAGUUGAAGAGUUGGUAGAUCUUGCAGAGAAGUGCAAGAUCCUGAAGGCACAUGAGUCACUGUCAGAAUGCUCUCACCAAUUGAUGACUACCUUCCUAGAGCACAUUUGUAAUAACCAAGGAAAGGCUGACAAACAGAAGUUUUCUGACUGUUGCAAUAUAAAUAACAAAGCAAGACUCAAGUGCUUCCUAUUAUACAAAAAAGAUGAUGCAGAUUACAGUGACAUAUUCCAAAUUCCAAAUCCUGAGCAGAUCUGUGAGAUGGACAAAGUGAAUCAAGUGUCAGUGAAGGAGAGGUACAUUUAUGAAACGUCUCAAAAGCAUCCAUUCUUGUAUGGACCCACUAUUCUGACCAUGUCUGCUUGCUAUGAAACAGCUAUUCAGUCAUGUUGCCAAGAAGAAAAUAAAACUGAAUGCUUCCAGAUAAAGCUAGAACCCAUCAGAAAAUACGUUAGAGAAAUAUCUUUGAGGCAUCACCAUUUAUGUGAAAUUGGGAUUAAAUUCAACCACAAAGUAGCCAAAGCAGUGGAAUUGGUUCUGCUGACUAAAAAACAACCCAAAGCUGACUUUUCUGAAAUUGCCAGGCUGGCCGUGGAUAUUAAAAAUCUGCAUCAGACGUGCUGUGAAGGAGAUGUAGUAGCAUGUGUACUUGGCAGGAGCUGA
This is a messenger RNA of Leptonychotes weddellii (Weddell seal), 906 nucleotides long. The record is from RefSeq and is a predicted model, not a curated record. Lineage: Eukaryota; Metazoa; Chordata; Mammalia; Carnivora; Phocidae.